ACCAACCGCCCCCAGACCGGCCGCCCAGCCAGCGCAGACACCACAGUCUUCAGCAAUGGACACCACCGACGUGGCAACGCUGAAUGAUGCGAUAGGGAGUGCGGGCGUCGAUUUGAGGGCCGAAGAAGAGUCGCUGCAACGAAGCAACGACAACUACUACUCCUACCGACCGUACGAAGACCGCUCGCGCAAGCAGCCCGCGAAGCCCAACUUUGACACGCGCCAGAUCGGUCAAACGAUGCGCGCCAUUGGCACACAGCACAAGGUGCCCAAGAUCCCCGAGGACUCCGUGAACUACCUCGCGCUCGCGUUGCGCACACGCCUGCAGGACCUCAUCACCGCGAUGAUUGCCGCCGCGCAACACCGAAACGACGCGCAGUUCGACCGCCCCGCGACGACGUACGAGGACGGCCGGCCGAUGUGGAACAUCGUCGUGCGCUCGGACGUGUCAAAGCAACUUGCCGCGAUCGAGAAGGUCGAGCGCGAGGAGGAGAUGCGCAUUCGGCGCGAGCGCAAGGAGCGCAUCGAGGCGGCCGCGGCCGCCCAGUCUGCUGCCCUCGCCGCGGCUGUGACCGGGAGCAGCGCCACGGAGACCGUGGGGAUGGAGGAUGAAGGCGGGCCAAAGAAGAAAAAGAAGAAGGAUGGGCCAGGUGUGACCGCGCGGAACAUGCCCGAGGACCUGCGCAAGAAGAUGUCGAACGCGGUCGCGAAGCAGGCGGCGGGGCUGGGCACGAGCAAGUACGCGUGGAUGAGCGCCGCGAACGGCGGUGCGACGCCCGCGAAGGCAAAGCCUGCGCCCGCUCCUGCGGCUGUACGCGCGAGUACCCCAGCGACAACUACGGCACCCGCACAGGGCGGACCUGGGAGCAGCGGAUGGGCGCGGCCGUAUCAGUCUACGAAGUCGAAUGGCCAGAGCUCGCAGCAGCAGAGAGAAGACGAUGGGCGAAUGGCGGUCACCUUGCGCGACGCGAUAUUCGUCGUGGAGAACGAGAAAGGACAUGGCGGCGGACGCGGCGCGGCGCGAGGUUGGACUUAAGGAUGAGAUGGAGAAUCGGGAUUUUCUUUCGCGCGUUUGUGUUUACGGUGCUUUUUGUGAUGUUUACGCUCGUUGUAUCGCUAGCUUUCGAA
This is a messenger RNA of Trametes versicolor FP-101664 SS1, 1128 nucleotides long. RefSeq lists its product as uncharacterized. The transcript has 2 exons. Gene Ontology annotation, biological process: transcription initiation at RNA polymerase II promoter. Gene Ontology annotation, cellular component: transcription factor TFIID complex. The record is from RefSeq and is a predicted model, not a curated record. Gene Ontology annotation, molecular function: RNA polymerase II general transcription initiation factor activity; DNA binding. The coding region runs from base 56 to 1036 and encodes 326 amino acids. NCBI's taxonomy places the organism in Eukaryota, Fungi, Basidiomycota, Agaricomycetes, Polyporales, Polyporaceae.